AUGGCUCGCGCUGAUUCUGCCGCCGCCGCUGUGUCCCGGCCGUUGUCGCCGCCGCGGGCCGCCUCCGGGGCCCCGGCUCGGCCCGCCACCGUGCUGGGCGCCAUGAAGAUGGGGCGCCGCAUGGACGCGUCCGCCAGCGCCGCGGCCGUGCGUGCCUUCCUGGAGCGCGGCCACACGGAGCUGGACACGGCCUUCGUGUACAGCGACGGCCGGUCCUAGAGCAUCCUGGGCGGCCUGGGCCUCGGGCUGGGCGGCGGCGACUGCAGAGCAAAAAUCGCCACCAAGGCCAAUCCAUGGGGUGAGAAUUCACUGAAGCCUGACAGUGUCCGGGCCCAGCUGGAAACAUCCCUGAAACGGCUGCAGUGCCCCUGGGUGGACCUCUUUUACCUGCACCUACCUGACCACGACACCCCCGUGGAGGAGACGCUGCGUGCCUGCCACCAGCUGCACCAGGAGGGUAAGUUCGUGGAGCUUGGCCUCUCCAACUAUGCCACCUGGGAGGUGGCCGAGAUCUGCACCCUCUGCAGGAGGAACGGCUGGUUCCUGCCCACUGUGUACCAGGGCCUGUACAACGCUACCACCCGGCAGGUGGAAACGGAACUCUUCCCCUGCCUCAGGCACUUCGGAUUAAGGUUCUACGCCUACAACCCUUUAGCUGGGGGCCUGCUGACGGGCAAGUACAAGUUUGAGGACAAGGACGGGAAACAGCCUGUGGGCCGCUUCUUCGGGAAUAACUGGGCUGAGACCUACAGGAAUCGCUUCUGGAAGGAGCGCCACUUCGAGGCCAUUGCCCUGGUGGAGAAGGCCCUGCGGGCUGUGUAUGGCGGCAGCGUCCCCAGCUGCAGCGGAGCUGGCCCCAACACGGUGCAUAAUGUGUUCAUAUCUGGCUGUCACCCCUUGCGGGGUGCCCACAGGGACGCGGUCAUCCUGGGCAUGUCCUGUGCGGAGCAGCUGACACAGAACUUGACGGCGACCGAGGAAGGGCCCCUGGAGCCGGCCGUGGUGCAGGACUUCGAUCGAGCCUGGCACCUGGUCGCCCACGAGUGUCCCAACUUCUGCUAG
Molecule: messenger RNA, 1062 nt
Organism: Odobenus rosmarus divergens (Pacific walrus)
Lineage: Eukaryota; Metazoa; Chordata; Mammalia; Carnivora; Odobenidae
Product: aflatoxin B1 aldehyde reductase member 4-like
Exons: 8
Molecular function (GO): oxidoreductase activity
Source: RefSeq, a predicted model, not a curated record